Lemur catta (Ring-tailed lemur) is the source of this 1720-nucleotide messenger RNA. It is a transcript of the gene PNKP, whose product is annotated as polynucleotide kinase 3'-phosphatase. Lineage: Eukaryota; Metazoa; Chordata; Mammalia; Primates; Lemuridae. The coding region runs from base 119 to 1684 and encodes 521 amino acids. The record is from RefSeq and is a predicted model, not a curated record. Gene Ontology annotation, cellular component: nucleus. Gene Ontology annotation, molecular function: ATP-dependent polydeoxyribonucleotide 5'-hydroxyl-kinase activity; protein binding; polynucleotide 3'-phosphatase activity. Gene Ontology annotation, biological process: DNA repair. The transcript is spliced from 17 exons.
UCCGUGAGAUAAGUCAUUUCCGUCCACCGAGGUGCAGGCCGAACGUCUCGGGCAGCAACCGCGCCUUGGUUGGAAGUGGCGCCUGAGCCCGAGCGGCGGGCACAGGCCGGCACCCAGGAUGGCCGAGGUGGAUGUCCAGGGCCGCCUGUGGCUGGAGAGCCCCCCUGGAGGGGCGCCCCCAAUCUUCCUGCCCUCAGGCGGGCAAGCCCUGGUCCUGGGCCGGGGACCCCUGACCCAGGUUGCGGACCGGAAGUGCUCCAGAAACCAAGUGGAGCUGGUUGCAGAUCCUGAGACCCGGACAGUGGCAGUGAAACAGCUGGGAGUUAACCCCUCAACUGCCGGGACUCAGGAGUUGAAGCCGGGGUUGGAGGGCACCCUAGGGGUGGGGGACACGCUAUAUUUGGUCAACGGCCUCCACCCGCUGACCCUGCGCUGGGAAGAGACCCGCACACCAGGAUCCCAGCCAGAUACUCCACCCGGCACCCCUCCGGUGGCUUCAGAUGAGAAGGAGGAAGCUGAGCAGCCGAAAAAGCGGAUGCGGAAGUCAUCCCCCGGCUGGGAGAACUUGGGGAAGUUGUUAGUGUUCACAACAUCUGGGGUGAAGCCCCAGCGCAAGGUGGCUGGCUUUGAUCUGGACGGGACCCUCAUCACCACACUUUCUGGGAAGGUCUUUCCCACCGGACCCAGUGACUGGAGGAUCUUGUACCCAGAGAUUCCGAGGAAGCUCCGGGAGCUGGAAGGCGAGGGCUACAAGCUGGUGAUCUUCACCAACCAGAUGGGCAUUGGGCGUGGGAAGCUGCCAGCAGAGGAGUUCAAGGCCAAAGUGGAAGCUGUGGUGGAGAAGUUGGGGGUCCCCUUUCAGGUGCUGGUGGCCACACACGCGGGCUUAUACCGGAAGCCAGUGACUGGCAUGUGGGACCAUCUGCAGGAGCAGGCCAACGAGGGUGUGCCCAUCUCCAUCGGGGACAGUGUCUUCGUGGGAGAUGCAGCCGGACGCCCAGCCAACUGGGCCCCCGGGCGGAAGAAAAAGGACUUCUCUUGUGCAGAUCGCCUGUUUGCCCUCAACCUUGGCCUGCCCUUCGCCACGCCGGAGGAGUUCUUUCUCAAGUGGCCAGUGGCCCGCUUCGAGCUCCCCGAGUUCGACCCGAGGACCGUCUCCCACUCGGGGCCUCUCUGCCUCCCCGAGUCCAGCUCCCUCUUGAGCUCCAACCCGGAGGUGGUUGUCGCCGUGGGAUUCCCUGGGGCCGGGAAGUCCACCUUCCUCAAGGAGCAUCUCGUGUCCGCGGGAUACGUCCAUGUGAACAGGGACACGCUGGGCUCCUGGCAGCGGUGUGUGACCACGUGUGAGACAGCUCUAAAGCAAAGGAAACGGGUGGUCAUCGACAACACGAACCCAGACGCCCCCAGCCGGGCCAGGUACAUCCAGUGCGCCAGAGACGCGGGCGUCCCCUGCCGCUGUUUCCUUUUCACCGCCACCCUGGAGCAGGCGCGCCACAACAACCGGUUCCGCGAGAUGACCAGCUCUUCGCACGCACCCGUGUCGGACGUGGUCAUGUUCGGCUACAGGAAGCAGUUCGAGGCCCCCACGCUGGCGGAAGGCUUCUCGGAGAUCCUGGAGAUCCCGUUCCGGCUGCGCCCGGAGCCGCGGCUCGAGCGGCUGUACCGCCAGUUCUCCGACGGCUGAGCCGCGCCCGCCGGCAAUAAAGGCUGCUUUCCUAGA